This is a messenger RNA of Hydra vulgaris (swiftwater hydra), 829 nucleotides long. RefSeq lists its product as uncharacterized. The record is from RefSeq and is a predicted model, not a curated record. Lineage: Eukaryota; Metazoa; Cnidaria; Hydrozoa; Anthoathecata; Hydridae.
UUGUUUUGGCCAAUUUUAAUCAAAAUUAAUCAAAGUUCUCCAUAUUUGGUUGCUCUGUGGUACAGGGAAAUUAAGCCUAACAAUAUUUCUUGCUACUUUCAAGAGUUUAUUGAAGAAAUGAAACAUUUGUUAAGUAAAGGUUAAUUAUGGCGUUUUCCAAAGUAAAAUGGAUAGAACCACAUGCAAAUGGAUCUAGUAAAAUCCAAUAUGGGACGGUGCCAACAAACUGGAUUGAAGAAGAAGAAGGGCAAGAGUUUAUUCGUUGGCCUUGCAAUGCUAAAGAUGUAGAGCCGUACAUAAAGCGUUGCCAAAAUCCUGGCAUUAAUUGGUUGUUUUUUGUUUUAGUUCUACAUUUCGGGAGUGCAGACAGUUACAUAAAUUGUGAAUCAAUUAAAACAUGCUCAGAAUCUGAAUCUGACUACAAUUCGCAAUUGGGGAAAAGGAAAUAUAACCAAAUAGAUUCAUUUGCCUAUCAAAAGCAAUCAGAAAAAAGAUUAGCUAAUGCAAGAAAAUCGAAAACAAAGAAAUUGAGUUAUAGAAACAAGUGACGAUGAAGUCAGUUUUUCCAGUACACCAUUUCCAAAAUUAGACAGUAACAAUAGUUCCAUAAAGGUUUGGUUUUUUUCUGGUUUUUUUUCUCAUACUGAUGGACUAACAAUGGAUUAAUGAUAAAUUAUAGAUGAUGGUUCUUUUUGUGUAUACUCAUUCAAUAACUCAGCAACAAUUAGUUCCAGUGAAGGGGUCAGUAAUGUUGAAUUUCAUAAUAUUGAGUUGCCUGUGUAAUUGAAUUCUUUUAAAAAAUAUUUUUGUUGGUUAUUAUUGUGAUUAU